This is a messenger RNA of Solea solea (common sole), 1274 nucleotides long. RefSeq names its product FCF1 rRNA-processing protein (gene fcf1). The transcript is spliced from 8 exons. Gene Ontology annotation, cellular component: small-subunit processome; nucleolus. The record is from RefSeq and is a predicted model, not a curated record. Bases 138 to 731 code for a protein of 197 amino acids. Lineage: Eukaryota; Metazoa; Chordata; Actinopteri; Pleuronectiformes; Soleidae.
GGAUAUUAGCCUCGCAGCCGGAAUGUGUAGUAAAAGUGUCGAUUACUUGAUGACGUCAACAGUAAGCGCAUCGAUACACGAGGAGAAGGGUAGCAAGGUUUACUCGGCUAAUGUGAUCUUUGUCUCAGAUUUAAACCAUGGGGAAGCAGAAAACCAAGAAGUUUGCUACAAUGAAACGAAUGAUCAGCCUGAAAGAUCAGAGAAUAAAAGAGAAAGAUCGAGCCAAAGCAAAAGAGAAAAAGAAGAAGGACCCAUCACAGCUGAAGGAGAGAGAAGUGACAAAGUACCCAUCAUGCCUGUUCUUCCAGUACAAUACUCAGCUUGGUCCACCGUACCAUGUACUUGUUGACACCAAUUUCAUCAACUUCUCCAUCAAGGCAAAGCUGGACAUUUUUCAGUCUAUGAUGGAUUGUCUGUAUGCCAAAUGCAUUCCAUAUAUCACAGACUGUGUAAUGGCUGAGAUUGAAAAGCUUGGACUGAAAUACAGAGUUGCACUCAGGAUAGCCAAAGAUCCCAGGUUUGAGCGCCUGCCAUGCACACACCAGGGAACAUAUGCUGAUGACUGCUUAGCCCAACGAGUAACACAGCACAAGUGUUACAUCUUGGCUACUGUGGACAGAGAUCUAAAGAGACGAAUCAGAAAGAUCCCUGGAGUACCCAUCAUGUACAUCUCAAACCAUAGGUAUAACAUUGAACGGAUGCCCGAUGACUAUGGUGCACCAAGGUUUUAAGAUUUCUAUAGCUGGACCUGUAAAUGACCCGACGUUCCCCGUUUAAUGUUCUUUUCCUUACAUGUAUAUUAAAAAUUUUGUUUGGAUGAUAAAAAAAAUUGUUGUUCUUGCUUCUGUUGCCUUGAUAAUAGUGCAUUUUCUAAAUCACAAUAAAAACACACUUCAUGAACUUGACUAAUUAAUCAUUCAUUAAGUUGAAUGUGACAUGAACAUGUGGUUAUAACAGUAGUCGCUCUCUCUUCGGCAUCUGUGUAAAUGGAUGCAAUUAGAGCCCGAGUGGCGCAAUGGCCAUAUAGUCAAUUUGGGAUCUGCCUUGCACAGAUGGAAGGCAAGUCAGAUAAAAGGAGGACGAGUGGGGAAAUUGCUUUCUUCUUUGUGCAGUUUCCUGCAUUACAGGCAGCACACGGCUACAUCAGCCGCCUUCCGUCGUGUAUCCCAACACGAGCGGUAGUGCGAGCGUCUAGUCGAUGCUAUUUGCAGCAGCUUCUUCUUUUUUUGUGAAACAUGUUAUUCAUUCAAAUAAAUUCCACUCUGCGAAUGCUA